This is a messenger RNA of Coniosporium apollinis CBS 100218, 711 nucleotides long. RefSeq lists its product as uncharacterized. The record is from RefSeq and is a predicted model, not a curated record. The transcript is spliced from 3 exons. Bases 1 to 711 code for a protein of 236 amino acids. NCBI's taxonomy places the organism in Eukaryota, Fungi, Ascomycota, Dothideomycetes.
AUGUACUGUUUAUUGGCGUUGUCAGCUUUGCGCAGGCUUAUGGUUGAAGUAGUCAACACUGUUGGAUUAAAAGGUUCGACCGUGGCAACUUACGCGCCAGUCGUGACCAUGGAACUGCGAAAUCAGAUCGAUGACUGGUAUCAACAUCUGCCGAAACCCCUGAAGUUUCCUCCAACGCACACAUUCUUAUUUGACAAGAGAAGAGCGUAUCUGAGGUCGCAAUACCAAGCAUUAAUUGCAGUCGUCUUCUGGCCGUUCGUCCCAAGGAGCAAAGAGAUGCUACUAUUCGGACAGAAUGGAGAAGAUUCAGAGCGUGUGAUGCGAGGAGCUGAUGAAUGCUUGAAAGCUGCGAGAGAUUUUCUGAAAGGCGCCGAAGAGAUCUUGACUCAGAAAACGGUUGACUCUCAUGUCAUCGUGCGCAGCUAUUUCACGAUGGCAGUCAUGCUUCUCUUCACACUACCGAGCCAGGACUCAGAUUGCGAGGCAACAGAGGACCAUUUGCUCCUGGAAGAAGCUCUGCAGAACCUCAGCCAUUGGGAUGUUGUACCUUUCAUGAAGAAGCCGCUGGAAGAGCUGGAAAGGAUGGCUUUAUCAAAGGGAAUAAAGGGUACGAGUUCCAUGCAGCAAGUUUUCGGAGGCGAUAAUAUCUGGCAAAUGCUGCCGAAGAACCCGGACAAGGAAGCGGACUUCAACUCGGCGAUGAAGAUCUAG